CCCCGUUGCUAGGGAAGUGAGGUCACACAGUAUGGCGGCUCGGGGCCGGAGCUGCUGACGGGUCGGCGCUCUCUGGAAUCCGCGUCCAUCCUUCUCGGGAGUUGCAGCGGCGGUGCUGCCUGCCUCGCUAUCGCUGAGCGGCAGGACUAAGGCCGCGAUGGCAUCAGGAACCACAGGGCUGUGAGGCAGCAGAGCGCGAGCCUGCAGGGCAGGCGGAGCAACAGAACCGGGUCGCGGACGAACCGAGCUGCCGCCAUGGAGCUGAGGGUUGGGAACCGGUACCGGCUGGGCCGGAAGAUCGGGAGCGGCUCCUUCGGGGACAUCUACCUGGGAACUGAUAUUGCUGCUGGAGAGGAGGUUGCAAUUAAGUUGGAAUGUGUGAAAACCAAACAUCCUCAGCUCCACAUUGAGAGUAAAAUCUACAAAAUGAUGCAGGGUGGAGUGGGUAUUCCCACAAUUAAGUGGUGUGGAGCUGAAGGGGACUACAAUGUCAUGGUGAUGGAGCUGCUAGGGCCGAGUCUGGAGGAUCUCUUCAAUUUUUGUUCAAGGAAAUUUAGUCUCAAGACAGUCUUGUUACUUGCUGACCAAAUGAUUAGUCGAAUUGAGUAUAUUCACUCUAAGAAUUUCAUCCACCGAGAUGUGAAACCAGAUAAUUUCUUAAUGGGCCUGGGGAAGAAAGGAAAUCUUGUCUACAUAAUAGACUUCGGAUUAGCAAAGAAGUAUCGAGAUGCUCGAACUCACCAACAUAUUCCAUAUCGUGAAAAUAAAAACUUGACAGGAACUGCUCGUUAUGCAUCCAUCAACACUCAUCUUGGAAUUGAGCAAUCUCGCAGAGAUGACUUGGAGUCCUUGGGCUAUGUACUGAUGUAUUUUAACCUGGGCUCCCUCCCCUGGCAGGGACUGAAAGCAGCAACAAAGAGGCAGAAAUAUGAGCGUAUCAGUGAAAAGAAAAUGUCUACACCCAUUGAGGUUUUGUGUAAAGGAUAUCCUUCUGAAUUUGCCACAUACUUGAAUUUUUGCCGUUCUCUGCGUUUUGAUGACAAACCAGACUACUCCUAUCUAAGGCAAUUAUUCAGAAACCUCUUUCACCGACAAGGGUUCUCCUAUGACUAUGUGUUUGACUGGAACAUGCUGAAAUUUGGUGCAAGCAGAGCGACUGAAGAUGCUGAACGUGAAAGGAGAGAACGAGAGGAAAGAUUGAGACAUACACGAAAUCCAGCUGUUCGUGGACUACCCUCCACUGCUUCUGGCAGGCUGAGGGGAACGCAAGAUGUAGCUCCUCCUACUCCUCUUACCCCAGCUUCACAUGCUGCCAACACUUCUCCUCGACCAGUGUCUGGUAUGGAACGAGAAAGGAAAGUGAGUAUGAGAUUGCAUCGUGGUGCCCCAGUCAAUGUUUCAUCAUCUGACUUAACAGGCCGACAAGAUACUUCUCGCAUGUCAACUUCGCAGCAUUCAUCUAGGACUUAUGAGGAACUUGCCAGAUAGAAUGUUGCUGAGAUGAUGAAGCAGGUAUUGAGAUUGGUCCAAGAACAAACGGCAUAUAACUAGAGGUAAGUAGCUUUUUACUCUGUUUACCUCUAACUUUCCAUACUUUCUCAGACAAGUGCAGGAUCACUGAUCUCACAGACCAGGUCACCAGAAGAUCUUAAGAGCUCCUACUUUUGCAGUAGAUGCACAUUCUUCCUACUACCACAAAGAGUAGCUCUGUGUCAGAAAUACUGAGAAGAUAUGUUAAGAUAUGUAUUCCAAAUCUUUUGCUUCUCAUAUGCAAUGCCUCUGCUAUUGUCAAAGUUGUUUACUCUUCGGAUAUCAGCAGAUCACCUUCCUUCAGGCUUCUUGUUUUGGGUCCAGCUGCAGGGAACAAAAGCAGUGCAGUUCAGAUCAUGCCCAUUUUCCUCCACGGUGAAUGGCUGGACUCGUUUCAGACUUCAGAGAAUACCAGAUGCAAAGAUAAACUGUGGUUUUCCUUCACAAGGAUGUGCUGUGACUGCGUGCUAUUGAAGUCUGUCAUUUUGGUCCACCCAAUAACAUUAAUUCUUGUAGUAGGACAUGGCUUGAGCUGGCCGGUAAGGUAGCGAGGUAUUUGAUUAAACCUUAAGUCGUACCACUUUUGACUAAACUAAAAAAAAAGAAAUAAUUAAAAAAAAAAAAGUAAUCAUGCAUUUAUUCAAAUGUACAUUUUAUGUAAACUAGACUUAGGAUCUCCAAAGUGUAAAUACGCAGAAACUUUUGAAGAUGAACUUGAAGAGAUUUUUCCCAGUUUGCUCAGCAGAGAUGCUUAGUGUUAGGCACAAAUAGAUGUAAACUUCCCAAGUAUCCAUGCUUCUAAAUAGCAAAAUGCUUCUCUUACUGCAUUGAAGAGACUGUGAUUUUGAUGCACAUAUGUGCAGCUUUGAAAAUAUACUUUGAGGAGGCAUCUCAGCUCGGUAUCCAAAAAAUACCAAGUUAAAUACAUUAUGAGGCAAUAUUUUUUUAGGAGCUUUCAAGUUCUAAAGAGCAUGCUAAACGGUAUCACUUGAUGAUAAAGACAACUUACUGACAGGUCAGUACUCAAAAUAUUGAGGGCUUUAUAAGUCAAAGCAGCUUGUAAAACUUCACCUGCAAAUGCAACCUGGAGCACUCUGUAGAGGACAAAAACUCCUAAGUGAAGCACCACAAAAUUAAUAGCUAUUAUUUUAAAUAAGUUGAUGCUUAAAAGUGAUCUUCAGAAUCAUUUGCAGAAGGAAGCCCUUUUCCAUUUUAGAAGUGGUCAAACUCUGAGUCAUUGCAAAAGCAGUCCCCUUGCAGACAUCAAAUUCUGUCUGCCUGACAGCUUGCUGUUUCCUGUUAAUUUUAUUUUUCUCUGUAAGCACACUGCAUUUGUAUGGCUAUGUGAGCAUGUGCAAACGGAACCCAAUUUCCAAAUCUGGGCAUUAAUGGUAUUUUUUUUCUAAGCUUUUUUUCUCACAUCCACAGUUAUAGACAACCAAAUAAAUAUUUAUUCACUAUAUUUGCAACUGUUUACUAGAAAAGCAUAAAACAAAUCUAGGUAUAAAUGUACAUAUAACAUUAAAGUGCAUUAACAGGAAAUAAAAUGUCAUCUUACUUGCACAAAACUGAAGUGUACUCCCAUAAUCCCCAAGAAAACAGUAGCAGAGAGACAGACAGGCAUGCAUAAAUCAGUACUUACCAUCUAAAAUCUAAGAGUUUGCAUGCUCCUGAAAACCCUCUGUUUAUGAUUGCCUACAAAAUUUAAAAUUUUCUUUGGCAGGUAACAAAGGUACAUAUAUGAGUGUACUUGGGAAUUUAAUUUUUAAGUUGUGAGCGCUUGAUUUUUGGAAUCUUUUCAUUUCUUCUUAGAGAAUGAUGUUACAUCACCUAACACUUGUUUGGGUGGGAUUUAAUACUAACAAGCACAAGAACUGUCCAGUCUUUCAUACUAUCUCAAUUCUCAGCUUAAGGGAACUAGGUGCUAUAGCAGCUGGUACUACUGAAGACUUGCUGUAAUGUAUAUAAAGACAAAAAAAAAAAAAAUAGACUGAGAUUUUAAACAGAAAGCUCCAUGACUUCAAGAUUUUUAGUUCAGCAGGGAUCUUGUGGGUUCUGAUCAAGAUCUUUUAUUGAGAAGUAACAAUAACAAUAAAAAGUAAACUUAUGUUUGUGUAGGAGAAAGAAUAAAAUAGUUUUAACUAUGGAUUGCUCAUUGUCCAGUAAACAGAUCUCUUUUCCACUCUACUUUGUAUUCUGCAUGUUUGAUACAUACAUACAUACGUGCUCACCUGUUGAUAUAUUCUGUGUUACAGGCAUGUAUACGCACACCCUCUUUUUGUAUUAAGAAAUUAUGGGCCUAAGAUCCAUUAUAUGAUCAAGCAUAGAAUAUUUUAACCAUAAUUCCUAUAGCUCACAAUUUAUAGAAUAUACAGAGAUCUAAAAAACAUUUAGCAUUAUGCUAGCCUGUGCAUUAAGAGGCUGUUCGUUAGUUUCAGAUAAAUAAUCUGUGAAAAUAGUUCUUCAUCUGUUUUGUAUUAUACUAGUUAGAUAUUUUUUCAUCUUGGAUUUCAGUUGUUUCUCUUACAGACUUCUUAAAUAGAUUCCAAAACUAUAUGUAAAAAAAAAUUAUAUAUGUACCAGUAGCAGAUGCAAGAGCAACUUAGCAUGUUGCUGAAAUGUUAGGUAAUUCAGUUGUACAAUUACCUGCCUUCCAACCUUUCUUUUCGGUUUUCAAGUCUCAACAUUUUUAAUAGGUGAAGGAUGAACAAAGGUUCAUCUACAUCUAUGUUGCACAGCACUAUUCUGUUUGUGCCUCCAAGCAAUUGUUCUCUUUAGCAAUGCUUUCUGACUCCGACCACCCCCAUUCUCAAAAUAAAUGAAAGAGCACGUCUCACAAAUUGCACAUAUGGGAUUUGCAUCUCUACGGAGUUGAGAUUAAAGAAGUACUGUACCAAAAAUACCUGGAAGGGUUUAAAAGCAAUUUUUUGUGCAUUUAUAAGCAGAAUAAAAUUAAUGAGAAGCCGGCUUAUCUUGCCAAGAGAAAGGGAUUCAGAUACAAUCUUCUCCUUCUGUAUGUAAGUUUCUAGCUGUUCUUAGGUAGCACUAGGAGUCUAAUGAAUUGGUGCUUUUAUUUUUUUAUUUUUUUUAUAUCGGGGGGGGAGGAGGAGCUCAAUAUAGAGGCCUUUGUGGCCAUGGCUGUAGAAGCAGUUGGGGUACAUGCUUUUAAGGGAUCUUGCUGAAAUGUUUUUCCCUUGUCUUAAUAGCUCCCUCAUCUGCCCCAGUCAUGUAAAAGUGUAACUUAACAUUUCUGGUUUCCAUCUUAACAGUGAAGUUACCUACGGAAAAUGAAACAUAGUCCAUGAAGUCAGUAUAAGCCAAAAUUUUAUAGAACUUAAAAUCUGUAUCUGGAAUAACAGAAUAUCCUGAUUUGGAAGGGACUACAAGGAUCAUCAAGUCCCAAUUCCUGCAGAAUGUAUUUAAAAUUAUCAAACCCUAAGGUCACAGAAACAACUAUUUAGUUCCGUGAUAACAGUAUAGCAAAGAAAUUUGGUGAUCAAAACCCAUAAUAGGACAAAAAUGACUAUUUCAGAAUCUGCAUUCACAUUUGGAAGGUUUCUAGUUUUUACAUUUUGAAAUGCAAUGCAAAACUUAAAUCUGCAAGCUGCAUUGGGCCUUACUGUAUCAUCUGAAACAGGCUCUGUGGUUUCCAUUUUCGUCUUGCCCUUUGACAUGGUGACCUUCUGGGGCUAGCAGAGUAGUAUUCCAAGUGCUGAUUUAAUCUUUGGCAAACUGGAACUAAGUUGUAGGACUAAAUUCUGAUGCCUUGGACAUGCCAGUGCAAUUUCUGCUGAUAAAUAGGAAAUAUAUAUUAAAAAAAAAGUUUUAAUGUCCUAUAUGUAAUAUAAACCUUUUAGUUCAGUACAGCAUCCAUUUCCAUUUAAGAUCAGUCCAAAGGGGGCGGGCGGGAGAGGAGAACAUGAUCCUAAGAUUUCAAUUUCUGUGCAAAUUUGUCCUAACAAUGCAAAACCAUUUUGAAAAAAUUACCAGAGUGGAAGCUGGUAUGCAAAAUAAAUUAGGGAAUGGUUAAUGGUUUGGGGCCUUCCUUAGUUUUACUCUGUGUUUCUGCUAAAAUGAUAAAAGUAUGAGACAACUAAUGAUGUUACUUUGUUAUGCAGGGAUACAGAGGUUUAGGGAUUAGUAUCUUACAUAUUUUAAUUAAUAAGAGAUGUGGAACAUCAAAGCCAAUGUUCCUGCUAUCAAGAAGAACAACUGAAUCCAUUACAAGUAAGCCUGUUUUGAAGAGUGUUACUGCAGUCACAAACCCUACAGAGCUUUUUAUAAACAUAUCUGAAAGUUGGGUUGAAGUAGCAUGAUUUCGUAGAUGACAUUUCUUCUAUGUAUUUGGUAGGGGAAAAAAAAGUGGAAAAUGCAGAAUGCCUUCCUUUUACCUUUCUUCCCAAUCCAAAGUCUUGACAAUGAAUCUUUUCUCUUUCAAAUCUGCUGUCACUACCUUGUCUGAUCUCUUUGUGUUUCCUCUUCAUGCACUGUUAGAAUUUUAAGGACUGUACAGCCUCCCUGUGCUGUUUGUGCAAUGAACAAGUAGUAGAGCAGACCCCAUUCUUGAUGGGCUCCUAUGCAGUGCUGUCAUAAAUGUGAUCAACAGUUGCACGAUGUUUCUUCAAACAACAAGAAUGGCACCCUGAACUUCUACAGAUUAAGCAAAAGGAUAGGGAAGUGGGAUAAAAAUAAAAUAAUCCAAAUUUAAAAAAAAAAAAAA
This is a messenger RNA of Anas platyrhynchos (mallard), 6250 nucleotides long. RefSeq names its product casein kinase 1 delta (gene CSNK1D). Gene Ontology annotation, molecular function: protein kinase activity; ATP binding. Gene Ontology annotation, biological process: protein phosphorylation. The record is from RefSeq and is a predicted model, not a curated record. Lineage: Eukaryota; Metazoa; Chordata; Aves; Anseriformes; Anatidae.